AUGAGCUCCCAAUCUCUCUCUUCGCCUCCAUUGACGGGGCUACGUGUCCUAGAAUUUGCUGGCCUCGCUCCAGGACCAUUUGCAGGCCUUCUCCUUGCCGACAAUGGCGCCUCAGUCCUACGAAUCGACCGGGCCAUCCCCAGCACAACUCACACUUCCGCAUCGGGGGCUCCCCCACCGCCACCAACAAGUGAUCUUCUCACACGACACAAAUCCUCAAUUGCCGUAGAUCUCAAGUCUCCUUCGGGAAUCGCCUUCAUCAAGUCUUUGGUCCCACACAUAGACGUCAUCAUCGAUCCUUUCCGGCCGGGGGUCCUGGAGAAGUUGGGUUUAGGUCCUAAUGUGCUACUUAGACUCAAUCCCAAGGUUAUCCUGGGCCGCAUGACGGGCUUUCGCCGCGAUGGGAAGUACAAAGACAUGGCAGGCCAUGAUAUAAAUUAUAUUGCUGUCUCAGGGGCCUUGUCGAUGCUUGGCCGGAAGAGCGAGAAACCUCUCCCGCCCGCGAAUAUUCUUGGGGAUUUUGCCGGCGGCGGAGCCACACUCUUUCAAGGCAUUUUACUGGCCUUACUCGCUAGGGAGAAGAAUGGGAGAGGGCAGGUCGUCGAGGCAAAUAUGGUGGAUGGGAGUUCGUAUCUCGCGACGUUUCCUAGGAUCUUGAUGAAAACGAUGAUGUGGGAUCGAACCAGGGGAGAAAAUACACUCGAUGGUGGCUGCCCUUGGUACGAUACUUAUGAGACCAAGGAUGGGAAGCACAUGGCAGUGGGAGCAUUGGAGCCGCAGUUUUUCAAACUGUUAGUAAAGGGCCUAGGGCUUCAGGGGAGAGGCAUUGAGAAGACUCGAGAGGAUAGGAAUACGUGGCCCGCAUUGAGAGAAACAUUCACGAGUCUUUUCCUGGAGAAAACGAGAGCGGAUUGGGAGAAGAUUUUUGACGGCACGGAUGCAUGCUGCACUCCAGUCCUUGACUACCCUGAGCUGGAAAAAGAUCCUAGCAGAGAAGGGGACCAACGGCCAGCAGUUACACUUCGAGAAACACCUAGCUUUGCUAUCUCUCAAGCCCAACCAUCUCGCGAUCCAUCAACCGGACAAGGAGCGGGGGUAAGAGGCGGAGGUUACAGAGGGCAUUCAUUGUAUCCCGGCCAAGGAGGAGAAGAUACAUUGAAGCAAUGGCUAGGAUGGCAACGUGGCAAGGACUUCGACGUAGAGAAUGGUGGAUUGGCGAGGAAGCCAUCCCUGAAAUUAUGA
This is a messenger RNA of Venustampulla echinocandica, 1242 nucleotides long. RefSeq names its product Alpha-methylacyl-CoA racemase. Gene Ontology annotation, molecular function: catalytic activity. Lineage: Eukaryota; Fungi; Ascomycota; Leotiomycetes; Helotiales; Pleuroascaceae. The transcript has 2 exons. The coding region runs from base 1 to 1242 and encodes 413 amino acids. The record is from RefSeq and is a predicted model, not a curated record.